Symbiodinium pilosum is the source of this 279-nucleotide messenger RNA. Lineage: Eukaryota; Dinophyceae; Suessiales; Symbiodiniaceae. The record is from the annotation of a GenBank genome assembly.
GUGCCGACGCAAACGACUUGUACGACGCGGGCUUCAGCAUUUGGGAGCUCUACGAAGAGGCAGAGUUCCGCCGAAGCGACUUUCACGAGCCAGACCCUAUGUGGGCGUUAAACUGGCACGAAGGCGGUGGACGCUGGUGGUGGGGGUGGUUUCCGCUCAUUUUUCUGACGUGGUUGACUUCCGUGGUCUGCUUCGUAGCUGCGCUCUUGUUGGUCGUCGUUUUGGCAGCCCUUACCAAGCUUAUAUUAGCUGUGGUCUGGCCGGCUUACAUUGCUGCAG